Colletotrichum scovillei is the source of this 2139-nucleotide messenger RNA. RefSeq lists its product as uncharacterized. The record is from RefSeq and is a predicted model, not a curated record. NCBI's taxonomy places the organism in Eukaryota, Fungi, Ascomycota, Sordariomycetes, Glomerellales, Glomerellaceae. The transcript is spliced from 14 exons. Bases 1 to 2139 code for a protein of 712 amino acids.
AUGGGCGACGCACAGGAAGCUCAGGCAGCAGGGGUGCUCAGGUCAAUGAAGCUUGCUUCAGAGACGGUGCGCUCUGCCAUAGCCACCGCCAUCCCCGUUGCUAGCAAUCAAGUUUUGACGGUCUCCCUCCCCGGAACCGUAAUCGACUGGAAGGAGUACUACUACAAUGCGGACAAGUACAUCAAGCCUCCUCUAGAUAUUCAAGUCAAGGAAGCGCGGCUUGUAGAUGGCAUGAUACCUCUAUCGAAGUUUACUGCCGGGAAAACAGGCAAAAGCGUAGCCCGCAGCUACUUGGCCACGCUUGACCUGCUUAUUCCCGUCGAAGCGUCUGUCUCCGGCGUCAUAGGGAACGAGACUGGCGAAGUAGCCGACGAGCGACUGAGAACCAUCAGAGACCGUUAUAAAUUGUCCAUGUCUUACCUCACUUCUCCGGACGAUACUCCGACUGGCGCCGGCAGAACCAAAGUCGAUACAUACGUACAGAAACAGUCUGCAUGGGCUGAACAGGUCGCCGCCUAUUCACAUGCUCAGAGCGCUGCGUUGAGGGAACUCAGCGGUCCUGGAGCAACCCCUUCACAGCAAAAAGAGGCGAGGGAGAAGUAUAUGCAGUGGCUACAAGAGAAUGCGCGUAAUUUCAAGAACAAUAUACAAACCAAGUAUAUGGAUUGGGUAGUUCACGGCUACAAGUUCUUGGUUGACUUCCAUUUUGGAGUUGUCGACAUUUCGUCCGGUAUGAAGCGCAUUGAAAACAGCAAAGAGGCAUACCGCAAUCUCACAAUCAUUGCUUCGGACGGCUCGAGUGAAUACAACGGAGUCGUGCUCACACCGAGUACCUGGGCAAAAGAAGUGGCUCUCAAGGUGCUUCAUUGGAAAGCAAACAAUCAUGGACCUAGCAUUGCCGAAGUUCGCGCUGAGCUUCGCCGCCUGCAAAACCUACUUGCCUCCCACGAAACACUCAAAGAUGCAAUUAACAAGAACCAAUUUCAUCCUGUGCUCGAAGUCAAUAAGGAAGCAGACCAGACGAAUCUAAAGUCAGCAUAUCUCGAUGUGUAUUCUGCCAUGGAUGUCCUGAACGGGGGAACCAAGGACAACCAAAAGUCUGGCGGCGAUAUUCUUGAUGCAUUGGUUAAAGCGCAAAAGGAGCAUACAGAGACCAGCCUUAAGCGAAACAAUGCAACCAUACGGGACAACACCGCAGAGAGCAAGAGUGCCGCCCUUGGAUGGUUGGAUACCAGAAUCGAGCAACUGAAGACCGAAAUCGGCGAACUCAAGACCAGACUAGGCAUGCCCAGUUCAGCACCUGAGCCGGGCCAGCUUGCAGGAAAGCUUCUUGACCUGCCUGUGGUUGAUGGGAAUGGUAUUCAGGUAAAAGGAGACCAAAUUGCGAUUGAUCCAUUCAUCAAUGCACGCGACACGAAACCAAACGGCAUCAAUUUGGCAGACGAAAAUACGUGGAGAAAUGCUCCUGAACACCAGCCUGACCCAUGGACUAAGGCACACAAAGACUUCACAAUCAGCUUCGGCAGUUGCUGCGAAGGCUGGCUGGGGGCUUUGGAGCGCCUCAGUUGGUGGAGGCCACAGCUCAAGCAGCGCAACAAUGCCCUUCCUGAUAUCAUGUACAGACAAGCAAUGCAAUCAAUGUCGAAUCUUGACGUUGAAGUCAAUAUGAGCUGCAUGGUUGUAGAGAUCGAGCGACCUUGGCUUCAUGCCGAGCUCUUUGCAGAUGCAGAGCUAGACUCUGGAAAAUUCGAUAUUUCACCUGGCGAAGAUGCUUUGAAGAAGCAUUUUGAGGAGGGGACAAAUCCGAAGGGAGAGUAUCAGCAAUUCUCUUCGUACCCGACCGCCUUUGUCCUGGCGGCAGAUAUUGAACUAAGCUUCUCUGGCGAUACGACCAAGCUCGAAAGUGCCGUCUCAGCGUCUUCCACGGAAGUCAACGCGUCUGUUGGAUGGGGCCCGUUCGCUGUAUCUGGCUCUCAUAGUUCAUCAAAGUCGCAGUCGCGCACCAAGAUGGAAUCCACAGCCAACGGAUGCAGGAUCUCGGUCGAGGCGCCUCAAAUAGUCGGCUGGGUUCAGACAUUGCUUCCACAACUCCCGAAGCCCGUCAGGGGGGUUAGCACUAUGACAGGUUUGUUCAGUUAA